UGAGGAUAAAGAAGAAGAGGGCAAGCGACAGGGCUAUGGCGAGAAUUGAGUGGGCUCUUCAAGGAAGAGGAAAGUGGGUUUGUUCGUACAAGAAAACCACCAUCAUAGUUUGCUUUUUCAACAUUGCGAUUGCUCUCUACUUUCUUCGCACUCUUUAUGCCUCUCUUUAUAUCUACUCCGGAAACGUUUCGCGAAACAUUGUCCCUUAUACCUCGGAUCAGAUUCAGAAAAUGGAAGAAUCAAUCCGAAUCCGUAAGGCAUAUAGACCCCAGGAGCUGGUUAAAUGGGUGAAGGCACUAGAAGGGGAGUUAUCAAGGGAUGAGAGGGCGUCUCAGUUGCCUCAGCAUUUAAGACAGAAAAUAACGGAUGAUAUAUUGCAGAGGUUGAGGAGCUUGAAUUCUAGCGGCACGAACACUACCCAGAAAGUUGCCCUGGAGCGAGGUCAGUGCAUGCCUGUAAUUUUGCUGGUGCGAAUAUAAUAUUUCUACCUUUCUGAACCUUGAUAGGCAU
Neltuma alba is the source of this 510-nucleotide messenger RNA. RefSeq lists its product as uncharacterized. The transcript has 3 exons. The record is from RefSeq and is a predicted model, not a curated record. Bases 36 to 479 code for a protein of 147 amino acids. Lineage: Eukaryota; Viridiplantae; Streptophyta; Magnoliopsida; Fabales; Fabaceae.